AUGCCUGCCGGGGACACGAUUGACAAGUCCCUCUCUGAGGCACAGCUUAGAGAUGGUUCAUACGACAUGAAGUAUUACGAAGAUGUAUCUCUCGAUGAGAAGAGGGGUAUCAAGCCGCGUCCAGAUGCGCCGACCGACGAAGAGCUGCAAACGCUGAGAAGAGUUUCGGACCACAUUCCCUUCAAGCUCUUCACCAUCGCCUUCGUCGAGCUGUGCGAGCGCUUCUCGUACUACGGCUCCGUCAUUGUCGUAAGUAGACUCGAUGCCUGCACUGUGCAGAAGAGGCUAACAGUCGAAGUCCUAGUCACCAACUUCAUCCAGCAACCCCUACCAGGUGGCUCGACGACCGGCGCAGCGCCCAAUGGCCAACCCGGUGCCCUCGGAAUGGGCCAGCAGGCGUCCACGGGUAUAACAACCUUUAAUCAAUUCUGGCAGUAUUUCAUGCCCCUCUUCGGCGCCUGGGUCGCCGACAAGUACUGGGGACGGUACAAGACCAUUUGCAUUUCCAUCGCCGUCGACCUCGUAGGCCACUUGAUUCUCAUCACCGCUGCUAUUCCGCCCGUCAUCACCAAGCCGUCCGGAAACUCACUGUCGGCGCUUCUCAUCGGUAUGAUAACAAUUGGAUUUGCUACGGGAGGUUUCAAACCCAACGUCAGUCCAUUGAUCGCGGAGCAGCUCGAGCUUGAUCACUUGAUCGUACGGACGCUCCCGACGGGGGAAAAAGUCGUUGUUGACCCCGCCAUCACCAUCAACAGGGUUUACAACUGGUUUUAUAUGUUCAUCAACGUCGGUGCUUUAGUCGGCCAGAUCUCAAUGGUCUAUGCCGAGAAGUACGUCGGUUUCUGGUUGAGCUUCACACUGCCGACCUGUAUGCUGGCGCUAUGUCCCCUGGUCAUGUGGUGGGGGAAGGGCAGGUAUCGCGAUACCCCCCCGACGGGCUCGGUUUUGGGUCCGGCUCUGCGGACGUUCGUCUUUGCUCAGAGGGGCAGAUGGUCGAUAAACCCUGUCAAGACUUGGAGGAAUAUGCACGACGGAACCUUUUGGGAGCGGGUCAAGCCUUCAAACUUCUCCGAUGCGACUCGGCCGAAGUGGAUGACAUUUGACGACGCCUGGGUCGAAGAGCUGCGCCGUGGUUUCGCGGCUUGUGCUGUGUUCUCAUGGUACCCCAUCUACUGGCUCUCGUAUAACCAACUGAACAACAACCUCGUCUCCCAAGCCGCAACGAUGCAGCUCAACGGCCUCCCCAACGAUAUCCUCUCCAACCUCGACCCCAUAGCACUCAUUCUCUUCAUUCCGCUCUGCGAUCUAGUCCUCUACCCGACGCUCCGCAAGCUCAGAAUCCCCUUCACGCCCAUCAAGAAGAUCGCCUUUGGCUUCUUCACGGGCUCCAUGGCCAUGGUCUGGGCCUGCGUGCUGCAAUACUACAUUUACCAGCGCUCCGCGUGCGGCCAGUUCGCCUCGGGCACCUUGCCAAACGGCGAGGCCUGCCCACCCGUCGACAUCCUCGUCUGGGCCCAGACCGGCGCCUACGUUCUCAUCGCCCUAUCCGAGAUCUUUGCCAGCAUUACCAGCCUCGAGUACGCCUUCAGCAAGGCGCCCAAGAACAUGCGUUCCAUGGUCCAGGCCGUCGCGCUCUUCAUGUCUGCCAUCUCCGCGGCGCUGGGUCAGGCGUUCACGCCGCUAAGUACCGACCCGUACCUGGUGUGGAACUAUGGUAUCGUGGCCGUGCUGGCUGCCGUUGCGGGUGUUCUUUUCUGGUUCCAGUUCAGGGAUUUGGACAAGGAGGAGGAUGCAAUGAAUGAGUUGCCCGAGGGGCGUGUUGGGCUGGGUGCUGCUGCUGAGACGUCGCGUAUGGAUAACAACGGAAAGGGUAACUAA
Molecule: messenger RNA, 1878 nt
Organism: Colletotrichum orchidophilum
Lineage: Eukaryota; Fungi; Ascomycota; Sordariomycetes; Glomerellales; Glomerellaceae
Product: POT family protein
Exons: 5
Coding region: 1-1878 (625 amino acids)
Biological process (GO): transmembrane transport; oligopeptide transport
Cellular component (GO): membrane
Molecular function (GO): dipeptide transmembrane transporter activity
Source: RefSeq, a predicted model, not a curated record